GUUUGAGCUCAAGAUACCGCAAGAAAGGCCAGAUAUGCGUGGGUCGGCGUGGCAGCGACGCAGCGUCCUCGCGCUCUCGAGCCUCUUCGUCCUCGGGAGCACGUACUGCUACGACAACCCUGGCGCGCUGAAGACGCAGCUGCAGCAACACUUUGGCCGUACUAUCCCGCGCGCCGAGUUUGAAGUCUACUUUAACCUCAGCUACAGUCUCUACUCGGUGCCCAACGUCCUCUUGCCCUUCUUUGGCGGCGUCCUUAUCGACACGUACGGCGUCUCGUUCAUGGCGCUCGUACUGGCGUCGCUCAUUCUUGCGGGUCAAGUCGUGACGGCGCUCGGGAGCUCGUUUGAAAACAUCUACCUCCUGCUCGCCGGUCGUGUCCUCUUUGGUCUGGGCGGCGAGACAAUGUGGGUAGCCCAGACCACAUUUGUGACUCACUGGUUCAGCCCCAUGGAGCUUGGCUUUGCGAUUGGCAUCAACAACUGCGUUGCGACGCUCGGAACGCUCCUUAACGACGUGCUGAGUCCGUGGAUCGCAGCGGCCUUUGACGUGACCUUUGCUCUUUGGGUCGGCAGCUUUGUGUGCGUCUUCUCACUCUGUGCAACGAUCCUCUUGGUACGUCUCGAGUCGACGCUGCCAUUCGAGAGGGCGUCACCAGCUGCACCUGUGCGUCUUUGGGACCUACGCCGUUUCAGCCUUGGGUUUUGGCUCAUUGCGGUCCUCUACAUUGUGAUAAAUGCGUGCACGGGGCCAUUCGCGAACGUCGCGGGCAGUGUUCUCCUCGAGCGCAACUACUUUAUCGAGCCGCCUAUCGACUGCCGCCGCUGCGGCCUCGGCGCGUACCUCAACCACACCUGCGAGACGCUCGCACCAUCGUGCCCAAUGUCGCCGCCCUUUGCAUGGCCGCUGCCGCAGCUCGCGGCCAACUGUUCGAUCGUCUCGGCGUUCGACCAGUUCAAGUGCAAGAAAGGCCCACCGUACCUCCAGGACGACCAAAUCAACUGCGAUGCAACGGCGUGGCGCCACGGGCCACUGACCCACAUCUACUGCAGCAAAAAGAUCGACGCGACCGCCAAAGCGACAGCGAUGAUGGCCAUCACGCCGCUCGUGUCGGCCGUCUUUUCGCCGCUCAGCGGCAGCCUCGUGGACGGUCUUGGGGCGCGCGCGAGCUUGGGUCUCGUCGCCGACGUGGCGAUUGCGGCGGGCCAUGUGCUCGUGCGCUACACGACCAGCGAUGUCGCUCUCGCCUUGACCCUCUCUGGGAUCGGGCAGAGCUUAUUUGCCGCAGCCAUGUGGUCGGCGAUUCCAUUCGUCGUGCCACCGCGCUACGUGAGCACUGCGUUUGGUGCCAUCACAUCCCUCUCGAACGUGGGCCUUGCGACCGUGCCGUUGAUUGUGGCACAUGUGUACAGCCGCCAGCAGCACUACCUGCCGUCGGUCGCCAAUGUAUUUGUCGUGCUCAGUGCCUGCGGCGUCGUCCUCGGUCUCUGCUUGCUGGUCGCUGACGCCACCGUCUUACGCCGCGCGCUGAGUCGGCGCGAGGUAGCCGAAGCAAGUGCGAGCACCGAGCAGCUCUUGGACGCUUCGGACCGCGAUCUGUAACUUGGAAUUACAUGUCUCUUCUGUCCGACACCACCA
Saprolegnia diclina VS20 is the source of this 1636-nucleotide messenger RNA. RefSeq lists its product as hypothetical. NCBI's taxonomy places the organism in Eukaryota, Oomycota, Saprolegniomycetes, Saprolegniales, Saprolegniaceae. Bases 35 to 1600 code for a protein of 521 amino acids. Gene Ontology annotation, biological process: transmembrane transport. The record is from RefSeq and is a predicted model, not a curated record. The transcript has 7 exons. Gene Ontology annotation, molecular function: transmembrane transporter activity.